GCUAAUCAGUGUUAUGAAAUUAUGGCAAGGCCCAUUACAAAUAAAUUUUAUAGCUAAGUGUUUUUCGAAAAUUGACAACCUCAAAUUAUUUCUAAUCAAAAAAUGCUUUAAAUAAAAGUGUUAACAGAAUUAUAGCGCCCAGCCAAACAUUUGCUACCGUCAAGCAAACGCAUCAAAACGUCCCUAACGUCGCAGGCAACAUUUAAAAUGUUGCCAUGCAUGCAUAUAUCCAUCAAGAUGUCAUUAAAUUUCUAUAAACGUCUAUAAAAAACGACAUUUAAAUAUCACCAGAGUGAUUGAAGUGAGCCCAAAAUAAAGAAAAACAAAAGCAAAGAAAACAUCCCAGGAAAUUGUUGAUCUAUGAGAGUUUGUGUUUUGUUUUAGUAUCAUCACAAAGCAAAAAACAAAAAAAAUCGUUUCGUAUAAAGAACCCAAGUGAUCUGACAACACCAACUUAAUUUUAAAGCAACAUUUCAAGAAAGCAUAGGCCGACGAGUGCACAUUUAAACAAACACAUUCAAACAUACGUACGUAUGUACGUACGCAUUCAAACGGUAAUAUAUAACCAUAAGAUGCCUAUGUUUAAGCAGCAUUUGGUUGGUGGAUUUAAAUUUAGAAAUAAUCUUCAUGUCGCCGAAAACAAAAAUAACGACAAAAUCGAAGCUAAAGGCAUCAUGACAAUAACAAAUAGAAAAACAAGAACAUAUGGAAUAAACCCAACAUCAAGUAGAAAUACUAGUGAGACAACAAAAACAACAACAACAUACAGACAAAAUGCAUCAGCAGCCGUCGCAACAACAGCUACAUGCAAGAACUCCUCUUUGAGAUCAGUAAAGACAACAACAGUGCUGGCAUCCAAAUCGGAGAAGGAGACAACAAAAGCAAUGCCAACAACAACAAUAGCUACUAAAAUGUCUACUAAGCAUUUUAGCCUGAUGUCAAUGCAGUUGGCUAUUGUAUUGUUGGUAUUUUUAUUAGCCGAUAGUGGAUUAAAUGGAUUACGAAUAGUUACAGCCCUUAAGGCUCAAAAUCCUCGUAUCGUUGAAAAUCCCAUGGAUAUGGUGGUGCCCAAAAAUGAUCCUUUUACAUUCAACUGCAAGGCCGAAGGUAGUCCAACUCCAUCAAUACAAUGGUUCAAAGAUGGCUAUGAAUUGAAAACCGACUCAGGGUCGCAUCGCAUUGUUAUGCCAACGGGAGAUUUAUUUUUUCUAAAGGUUAUCCAUUCGAGGCGUGAGAGUGAUGCUGGUACUUACUGGUGCCAGGCCAAAAAUGAAUUCGGUGUGGCGAGAUCUCGCAAUGCCACAUUGCAGGUUGCAUUUCUGCGCGACGAAUUCCGUUUGGAGCCACAAAAUACCCGUGUAGCUCAAGGUGAAGUAGCUUUAAUGGAGUGCGGACCGCCCAGGGGUUCCCCUGAACCUCAAGUGUCGUGGCGUAAAAAUGGCCAAACCUUGAAUUUGGUGGGAAAUAAACGUAUACGCAUAGUGGAUGGUGGCAAUUUAGCCAUACAGGAUGUACGACAAUCCGAUGAUGGUCGCUAUCAGUGUGUUGUUAAAAAUGUAGUUGGUACACGAGAAUCCUCUACGGCUUUCCUAAAAGUGCACACUCGUCCAUUUUUAAUACGUGGUCCCCAGAAUCAAACAGCUGUGGUGGGUACAUCAGUGAUAUUCCAAUGCCGUAUCGGUGGUGAUCCAUUGCCGGAUGUCCUGUGGCGCCGUACAGCCUCGGGUGGCAAUAUGCCUUUACGUCGAGUUACCGUCUUGGAGGAUCGCAGCCUAAAACUGGAUGAUAUCACUUUGGAGGAUAUGGGUGAAUAUACCUGUGAGGCUGAUAAUGCAGUGGGUUCAAUCACAGCUACUGGUACCUUAAUUGUGCAUGCUCCUCCCAAAUUCUCGAUUAGACCCAAAAAUCAAUUGGUCGAAGUAGGAGAUGAGGUGAUAUUCGAAUGUCAGGCCACAGGCUAUCCUAAACCCACUGUUUAUUGGUCCUUGGAGGGCAAUAGUUCUCUGUUGUUUCCUGGCUAUAAAGAUGGGCGCAUGGAGGUAACCGUCACCCCAGAGGGCAGAUCUGUGCUCUCGAUAUUUCGUUUUGCUCGCGAGGACAGCGGCAAAGUGAUAGUGUGCAAUGGCCUCAAUGCAGUGGGUAGUGUCAGCAGUCGCACAGUGGUUACAGUGGAUACACAAUUUGAAUUGCCUCCUCCCAUCAUAGAACAGGGGCCGGUGAAUCAAACCUUGCCUUUGAAAUCCUUUGUUACCCUACCCUGUCGCACUUUGGGCUCUCCCAUACCACAGGUUCAAUGGUAUUUAAAUGGCAUACCUGUGGAUGUGAAUGAACACGAAAGAAGAAAUCUCUCAGAUGCGGGCUCCCUUACCGUUGUGGAUUUGGUGAAAAAUGAAGAUGAAGGCUUAUACACCUGUGUGGCUAGCAAUCGUAAUGGCAAAUCUUCCUGGAGUGGCUACUUGCGUUUGGAUUCGCCUACCAAUCCCAAUAUAAAAUUCUUUAGAGCACCUGAGCUAUCCACCUAUCCUGGACCACCGGGUAAACCUCAGGUGGUGGAUAAAACCGAAGAUUCAAUUAGUUUAUCCUGGACACGCAGCAAUAAAGUGGGUGCCUCCAGCCUGGUGGGCUAUGUGGUGGAAAUGUUUGCCAAAAACGAAACAGAUGGCUGGACGCAAGUGGCUACUCGUGUGCAAAAUACCACCUACACGCAAGUGGCUUUGCUGCCAGGCAUUAAUUAUUUCUUCUUGAUUAGGGCUGAAAACUCACAUGGGCUGUCGUUGCCCUCACCCAUGUCCGAGCCCAUAGCAGUGGGAACGAAAUACUUUAAUAGUGGUUUGGAUUUGAGUGAAGCUCGUGCCAGCUUACUAUCCGGUGAUGUUAUAGAACUUAUCAAUGCCAGUGUUGUCGACUCUACCAGUAUGAAAUUAUCUUGGCAGAUCAUCAAUGGCAAAUAUGUUGAAGGUUUCUAUAUUUACGCACGUCAACUUUUGGAUACUUCAACUGGCUCCUCGCCCAAUACAAAUCCAUUAGUAGCCGCCGCACGUAGCAGCAGCAGCAGCAGUUCCCGCUCAUCUCCAUCAUCGUCUCCUUCGGCAUCUGGCUCUUCAUCAGCAUUGAUUUCGGCCUCGAAACCAAAUAUUGCACGACGUGAUGGUACAGCUUAUGUAGUGGCCUCCUCUACGCCAUCUACGGUCAUACAAUCGGCUGCUGCCUAUAUUGGCAGCACCACAUAUCGCAUGUUGACCAUUUUGAAUGGUGGCGGAGCCUCGUCAUGCACCAUGACCGGCCUUCUACAGUAUACGUUAUAUGAAUUUUUCAUUGUACCCUUUUACAAGUCGGUCGAGGGCAAACCAUCAAACUCACGUGUCGCUCGGACAUUGGAAGAUGUUCCAAAUGAGGCACCAUUUGGCAUGGAGGCCAUAUUGUUAAAUUCUUCAGCAGUUUUCCUUAAAUGGAAACAGCCAACACUUAAGGCUCAACAUGGCGUAUUGUUGUACUACCACAUUGUUGUGCGAGGCAUUGAUACGGCCCAUAAUUUUUCACGUAUCCUUACCAAUGUCACAAUUGAUGCUGCCUCCCCCACUCUGGUGCUGGCCAAUUUAACCGAAGGUGUCAUGUAUACGGUGAGUGUGGCAGCUGGCAACAAUGCUGGCAUUGGACCCUAUUGUUCACCGGCUACACUGAGAUUGGAUCCCAUUACCAAGAGAUUAGAUCCCUUCAUAAAUCAACGUUAUCCCAUAAAUCAAGAUCAUGUCGAUGAUGUGUUAACUCAACCAUGGUUUAUUAUAUUAUUGGGUGCCAUAUUGGCCAUAAUGAUGCUAUCCUUUGGAGCCAUGGUCUUUGUCAAGCGUAAACACAUGAUGAUGAAACAAUCAGCCUUAAAUACCAUCCGAGGUACCCAUCCCAAUGAUGUUCUGAAAAUGCCAAGUUUAUCACGUAAUGGCAAUGGUUAUUGGUUGGAUGCUUCGACGGGUGGUAUGGUGUGGCGCACUCAGCCAAGUGGUGAUACUCUCGAUAUGCAAAAGGAUCAAAUUGAUGACUAUGCACCGGUAUGUCUGACCAACAAUACGGCCAAUGGAGCACAAAACACCACUGAACGUGGCACUGGCCAGCAAAGAUAUGUGGGGGAAUAUUCCAAUAUACCCACGGACUAUGCUGAGGUAACAAGUUUUGGCAAAAACGGCAGUGAAUAUGGAGUGGGCCGUAAGAAUGCCUCCUCACCGGCACCAUAUGCCACAUCGUCCAUAGUGCAACAACAGCAGCAGCAGCAACAACAAUCACAGCCUCGUUAUCAAACCCGGCCAGGUAUAAAUAUGCAACAGCAGCAAAUGGUGGGAACGCAGCAGCAGCAGCAAAGGCCCAUGCAUCCUCACUUUCAUCAACAACAGCAGCAGCUGCAGCCACAACAACAACAAAGCUCCAAUAAUAUCUACCAACAAAUGUCCACCACCAGCGAGAUAUAUCCCUCGCAAAUGAACAGCAAUAGAUCGGCCUAUUCGGAUCAGUAUUAUUAUCCCAAGGAGAAGAUACAUAUAACCGAGAAUAAGCUAAGCAACUGCCACACCUAUGAUACGGCCAACCAACAUCAACCAUCUCCUUUGGGCUUUGCCAAUAUUGGCACCCUCAGACGCAGUGGUAACAAUCAGCAUAGCAAUCGCUUUAAGAUCAUCAAUACCCAGCCACAGAAUUAUCAAUUACACUUGGCCGACAAUCCACAUCAGAAGCAACAGCUCAAGAUGAACACCUUGAAUAAUAAUCAAAAUAAUGGCGACUAUAGCACCCAAGAUAUGAUCACCAAGAAUCUGAUGGAUUUGGAUGCAGGCUCUUUCUGCUAUAAUGGCAUGGCGGAUUCGGGUUGCGGUGGUUCACCCUCACCCAUGGCCAUGUUGAUGUCACAUGAUGAUGAGCAUGGUGAGGAGGAGCAGGCUUUAUAUCACACCGCCGAUGGGGACAAUGAAAGUGACAUGGAACGUUUGUAUGUUAAGGUUGAUGAGAAUCCACAACAGCAGCAACAGCUAAUUUCGCUAACACCAUCCAGCCAUCAUGGCAACACGCCACAGUCACAGUCCCAGUCGCAGCAGCAACAACAACAGCAGCAGCCACCACAUCAUCUGCAUCAGACUCAGAAUCAAGAAUCAAAUCCCAACAAUCAAAUGGCCUACAACAAUUGGCGUUCGCAUAAUUCCUCAACGCGUUCCACGGCAUCCUCGUCAUAUGCACAUCGUAAUCCUAAUCUGGCCAUGGCCAGCAUCAAAACACCCAGCAACACUAACGCCAUGACCAAUAACGCAUCUUCAUCGUCGGUGUCGGCCAAUGGCUUGUUGGAGACAACACAAACAGCUUCGCCACAAAUGCAUCACUUACACCCAUUGCAUCAGCAGCAGCCUAGCAGUGAUUCAGAAAUGAUUUAUGCUCCUGGCAGCAGCAUGGCUAGUGAACGCAGUCUAUUGAGCAACUCGGGUAGCUCCACAUGUGGAGGCAAUGGCAGUGGUUUGGGCAUGGGCCAGCCUCACAAUGUGUGACCUUUGCAAAACGAUUUGCUGGCUACGAGCACAAACGAAGACAUUUUGCCAGAACAAGAUACAACUGAGGCAUUAGAUACACCUUCGGCUACAAACUCACACAUAUUGACAAGACAACAAGAAGAUUAUUAUGCGCGCGAAGUGAAAGAGUUAUUGGAAUGGUGUGAACGUUUCAAUAAGGGUUCCUUGGAUAAUUUUGAUUAGAUUUUAAAAGCGAAGCGAAAUGAAAUUGAGACGAUAUGAGUUUUUUUUUUUUAAUUUUAAUUUUUUUAUACUUUAUUUAUAUUUAAAGACUGAUUUUUUUCUUCUUGGAAUUGUGUGUUUUUUUUUUUUCAAAACUUUGCUUCCAUUUGAAUAUUUUUUUUCUUGAAAUUUACACCUUUUGAAUAUGAAUUUUAUUUUAUUAAGAGAAAGGAGACACAGACCCCCAGUUAUAAAUACCGAAAUGUACAGCUCAAAAAUAU
Messenger RNA from Stomoxys calcitrans (stable fly), 5983 nucleotides. RefSeq names its product protein sax-3. Gene Ontology annotation, biological process: axon guidance; cell-cell adhesion. Bases 534 to 5519 code for a protein of 1661 amino acids. NCBI's taxonomy places the organism in Eukaryota, Metazoa, Arthropoda, Insecta, Diptera, Muscidae. The record is from RefSeq and is a predicted model, not a curated record. The transcript has 14 exons. Gene Ontology annotation, cellular component: plasma membrane; axon. Gene Ontology annotation, molecular function: protein binding.